AUGGAGGAGAGAAUUAUCACCCCCCGGCGCCGAGAACCGCGAGACCAGAACCAGACCGCCGACGCGGCCCCGGCGGUUUCGUGUUCGUCGGGGGAGGACUCGACGUCGACGGACGGGGACUCGGAGCCCGGCUUCGAGUUCGAGUUCCCGUCGCUGCUCGGCAGGGGCCAGGGCUCCCCCGCGCCCGCCGACGACCUCUUCGCCGACGGCCGCAUCCGCCCCGCCGCCUUCUACCCCGUCUUCGGCCGCCGCCCGUCAGCGCGAGCGAGUUCAGCGGGGGACGUCGACGGCCUCGGCCUCGUCCCGGCCGCGGCGCCGGAGCGGAGGACGAGGGGGCAGCUCGGGCGGCUCUUCCUCGAGGAGUCCCGCGCGUGGAACAGCUCCUCGUCGAGCAGUAGUACCGGGUCGACGGCGUCCACGUCGUCGUUGUCGUCCGCGGCCACCGCUGACGACGGGGACGGGUACGGCGACGGUGGCCUCGCGGGCGCCGCGCCGGAGAGCUACUGCGUGUGGGCGCCCGGCGGCGGCGGUAAGUCAUCGGAGUCGCCGCGGCGGCGCGGGUCCACGGGGUCGUCCGUGGCGCGGUGGCGCCGCAUCAGCGACCUCGUGGUCGGCCGCAGCCAGAGCGACGGCAAGGAGAAGUUCCUCUUCCUCCCCGUCAACCCGCCGACGCCGCCGCCCAAGCAGCAGGAGCCCAAGCGCAAACCCAGGCCGAACCCGGCAACCGGCGGCACCAAGAAGAAGGGCAGCGAGAUCGGCACGGUGGCCGCCGCCCACCGGAUGGCCUACGGCGCCAAGGCCGGCGUGGGCGUCGCCGCCAACGGCGCCACGCCGCGGCGCACGUUCCUGCCGUACCGCGAGGAGCUGGUGGGGUUCUUCGCCAACGUGAACGGCAUCAGCCGGAGCCACGCGCACCCCUACUGA
Messenger RNA from Triticum turgidum subsp. durum (durum wheat), 924 nucleotides. The record is from the annotation of a GenBank genome assembly. Lineage: Eukaryota; Viridiplantae; Streptophyta; Magnoliopsida; Poales; Poaceae.